AUGCAGUUCUCCAAGUCUCUCAUGCUCCUCGCAACCCUGGCCACUGGCACAUUCGCGCACCCCGCUGUCGGACGCCGUCAGGCAACAGCCACCAGCGCCGCCGUCUCCUCCGACUGGACUGCCACCCCCUCCAGCGGCGCGUACUCGACUGCUGGCUUCGGCAGCUCGACCAGCUCUUCGGGAACCGGUGUAACCUACGAGGGCAACGUCGGCAACCCCUACGGCAGCAACAUCAUUCAGAUCUCGAGCUCCGACGCCAGCCAGUACAAGUACGUUGCUCAGUUCACUGGUGCCAACACCGACUCCUGGACCGUGGCCAUCUUCAACAAGUAUGGCUCGGACGGCAAGAUGGACGGGUGGUACGGACAGGCCUGCUUGACCUUCACUCUUGCCGCUGGCGAGACCAAGUACGUUGCCUUCGAUGACGACUCGCAGGGUGGCUGGGCUGCCGCCUCUGGCUCCACCAUUCCCACCGAUUCCAACGGUGGCUACGCCUCCACCUGGGGUGAAUUCGACUUUGGAUCCACUACCAACAACGGCUGGUCUGGCUUCGAUGUCUCUGCUAUUGCCGCUCAGAAUGCCGACAUGACCGUCUCUGGUAUGGAGAUCUGUGAUGCUCUUGGUGGCACUUGCUCUUCUAUCUCUCCCGAUGCUGCCACCGUUAACAACGCCUACACCUCUGCUGAGACUGAUGUCGGUGGUAUCGGUGGUAACAUUGCCUCCGGUCCUGUCCGUCUGGCUGUUACCAUUGAUUACAGCGGUUAA
Messenger RNA from Penicillium soppii, 765 nucleotides. Its product is annotated as putative allergen. Lineage: Eukaryota; Fungi; Ascomycota; Eurotiomycetes; Eurotiales; Aspergillaceae. The record is from RefSeq and is a predicted model, not a curated record. The coding region runs from base 1 to 765 and encodes 254 amino acids. The transcript has a single exon. Gene Ontology annotation, molecular function: IgE binding. Gene Ontology annotation, cellular component: extracellular region.